This is a messenger RNA of Lymnaea stagnalis (great pond snail), 17897 nucleotides long. The record is from the annotation of a GenBank genome assembly. NCBI's taxonomy places the organism in Eukaryota, Metazoa, Mollusca, Gastropoda, Lymnaeidae.
ACGGUAGAUGGCGAUGACGAAUUAGAUCUCCGCCAUUUUUAGUUCACUCGGCACUGUCAAUAAACAAACUUAAGACAGACAGUUAAGUUACACGCAGUAAGCAAGACUUUAAAGCAGCACUCGUUAAAAUACAAUAAAAGCUCAUCAUACGGUAUUUAAUUGUAACACACAGAUAACAGGUGAUGAUUAAAUUAUUUUUAUAUAUCUGUGAAUAAUUCCGCUUCUAAAUUAUCUAUUCUUAGUAUUCCAUCUGAUCCAGAUCUCUAGGCUCUAGGCUAAAAAAAUGUUUCAUAGUCACAGUAGACAUUCAACAUUGUUUUGUAGUUGUAGUUGUAUAAGAAGCUAAUUAGGGUCAAUUCUUCUUCUUGUAAGCCACACGCCAAAUUACUUUGUCGAUAGUCUAUUACUACUACUUCUAAUUAAUGCAGUAUUUACGAGAAUUUAAUAUUUAAUUAAGCAUCUGACAUCUUUCUUUACUUUUUUUUUAAAACUGGCUUUAAUCACAUUCACAUACGGCUGUGUAAAGUUAAAGUUUGUUGAAUUUUAAUUUUAAGAUGGUGUCCAGUGUGAAAAUGCAAACCAGCCACUGUUUGUAUUUGACACAUACUCAUACACACAGCCUGUGACACCUGACAGGAUUUCUAAUUUCUAGACACUUGAGUCAACAGUGACAAGAGAUGUAUUAAUUUAAUUAAAUAAUAGUCACAUAGCCUAUUCACUAAUCAGCCUAAUUAAUAAAUGAGAUUGAGAAUACAACAUAGGCUGGCCUACUAAAACAGAUUUAGUUAGAAUCAUCAGUAGGCCUAAAUAUAAAGGCAUUCGAAAUAUAAAUGUCAAAACGGUUCUUAAUCCAGAAAUGUUUUUAGAUAUACUCUUGACAUCAGUUCAGAUCAAACUUAGGACUUAUAUAAUAUAAUGAACUUAAUGGGUUAGGAUUGUUUAGCAGUAAGACUGGCAAUGUUUUCUACUUUAUAUUGCUCAUGUAGGUUCUCCAGGUCAACUACCAGCCAUUUCUUUUGUUCUGUAUUCAAAGGAUUUUGAAUUUUACUUUUGUUUCUAUUUGUUACAAGUUAUUUUUCUCACUUUUUAAAAAAAAAUCUUUUAAGUCCAAGAGGGGUCUGGUGAGGGAGGAAGAAGGUUAUUUUUUUCUUAUUUGUGUUAAUGAAAGUGGGGGUAGUGGUGGUGUGUCUUGCUUCCUGAACCUUUUCUCUUGGUAAAAAACAUACUUUAACUUUAACCAGAUCUUUACUGACUUAUUGUCUUGUGACUCUGAGUGUAAUCUAAUCCCACCAAAUUUUGAAAGCUAAUAUAAGUUAAAGGCAUCAGCUCAUGAAUUUAUUUGUGUAAUUCCUUAUUUAGGCCAAAUCUAUAUAUAAACUAUUAAAUGAAGCCCUCUAAGUAGUCUUAGUCUUUAUACUGUCUUAAUACUGUCAUGAAAAAAUUAAAUUCAAAGUGUUAGUCAAAUUGUUAGUAGGCUGUAGUAAGAGUUACAGUUAAUAAUUACUGAAGAUUAAAAAUUAAAUUGGGAUGUAAAUAUUAGUUGUUUUUUUAAAAUGUGUUUUAAAUCUAAAUUAUUUUUCACCAUCACUAUAGUAGGUACACCAGUACUCACUUAGUCCUUUGGUUGUAUAAAACCAUAAGCUGCACUGGUGAAUUUCUGUAAUGAAUCUACCAUGAUUCCUUCAGUAUAUUUCCUUUUGACUUGGUCGUGUUAAUUCUAAUAAUGUAUAAAUUUUCAACUUUUAACUGUUUUCUUUAAUGGAAAUCCACUACAAGAAUCAUAGAAAUAUAUUAUUUCCUUUCAUAAGCCAAAGUGUACAGAUCAGCAAAGACUGAAAGCAUAUUUUAAAUAAUAUCUUAUUAUCUUAUAAUCCAGAUUUUUAAGCUUUGAGAGGUGAUCCAAAAUUUAAAAAAAAAAAAUGUUUUUGUUAGUAUGUUUUAUGCCUUAAUAGAGGAAAAUAAGAAUUUUUUUGAAAUCCAACAACCUAUACUUAUUACCUGAUAAAUAUAAUUAUUGUUUUAAAUUCUUACAUCAAAAGUACAUUAGUAUGAACAUGAGCUGUUAGAAAAGUAAUAAAUAAGAUGGUUUACUUGCUUUAAUUUUGAAGUAGGGAUUUAAGACAAUGUAUGAAAAUGUGCAGCUUGUUGUUUGUUUAAUUUAAUGUGAGCAUUUACUCUGGUUCUCUAGUCUAUAUGAUUUUUUUUUAAUUAUCAAAUUUGACAUUAAAAGACCUUGGAGAGGGUUGCUUGAUAUAAUAAUUAUUAUAUUCCUCUGCAUAGCUGUGUGACUCACUCAUUGGAUAUUGUCUUAUUUAUUUUGUUUUAAUCAUGAUGAGAAAAAUUGCUAAGAAUAUUAAUCAAAUGUUUUUCAGUUAACUUUUGUUAAAUACUCUUUCUAAACCUUUUCAGAUUGUCCUGUAGCCUAACACCACUAAACAUACACAGGGCAACAUGGCAGCAGGCCCAUACAACUACAGCUAUAUCUUUAAAUAUAUUAUUAUAGGGGAUAUGGGAGUGGGAAAGUCUUGCCUUUUGCAUCAGUUUACAGAGAAAAAAUGUAAGUUGGCAAAAAAAUUACAUUUUUAUUUUAAUUUCUUAAAGUGAAGUUUGAAAUACUGUAGUCAUUGAAUUAUUUUUGUUGAGAUUCAUGUAUUUAUUAUGUUAAAGGUGAUUGUAUCUCUUUGUAGCUAAUAUUUUGGUUACAUUUAUAGUUCGAGGACAUUAUUUGGUUUUUAUAAAUUAUGGAUGAAUAAGACAAUAAUAAAUGUUUUUUUUUUUAAAAUUUACUUUAUAAACAAUGCAGAAUAAUUAAAAUUUCUGUUUCAGUUAUGGCAGACUGUCCGCAUACAAUUGGAGUGGAAUUUGGUACAAGGUAUUAAGAAUGGAACAUGUUGUUUAUUUUACCCCUGAAAGCUCUUUAGAAUUUUACUAAAUACUAGAUUUAUUUUAAAAUUCUGAACAUAAUUAUUGUCAUUUUCUUUCAUUAAUUUGUUUGUAUUCUCCAUUUCUACUUCACAUAUCCAGUUAUUUUUUACAGUAGUUCUGUAUUAAAAAUUUAUCAUGACUGUAGUUAGUACCAGUUAUGCAUUGCAGUUGUUAAGAUAGGAUAGACUCUUUAGUUAAGUACAUUUGCUUUUCAGAAUAAUAGAAGUGGCAUCACAAAAGAUAAAGUUACAGAUCUGGGAUACUGCAGGGCAGGAGAGGUUCCGAGCUGUCACUCGCAGUUACUACCGUGGUGCUGCUGGGGCCCUUAUGGUCUAUGACAUUACAAGGUAAGUAAAUUAUUUAAUAUCAAAUGUAGAUUAUUUAUUGAAAGCUCUUUGUUUUUUGUUUCCUUUAAUUUGUACUUGCAAUCCUUUUCUCCAUUUUUAUGUAGUUUUUUCCUACUUCAGUCAUUUUAAAAAGUUUUUAAAACAGUGUUUCCUCAUUCACAUUUUUUAAUAUUAAUUUCAUCAUAUAAUUUUUUUUGUAAAUGCACAUCACUCUGAUGCAUUGUUAAUAAGUACUACGCAUGGUCAAUUUUUAUGGAGACCAGUAAAAUAGUGUUGGGGAUGACAGAAUUUAUCACUUUCUUUUUUUCUCUGUAUAUUAACUUAACUACCCCAGUACACUUGACUCUUAAAAACUUUUUUUUAAAUUUCUUAACUGUAGACAAGUGUUUUAUUGAUUAUAAUUAUACAUUACUUCUUAAUUUUAAAUUUAAGGCGUAGCACAUAUAACCAUUUAAGCAGCUGGUUGACUGAUGCUAGAAACCUUACAAACCCUAACACCGUGAGUAUAUUAUAUGGGCGGGGAAUGCUUAAUUGAUAGUAACUUAGCAUUAUUGAUGUUUUUGUGUUAUUUAAGAUACAACUUUUUAGCCACGCAAUUUUAUUCUAUUUAAGUAAGUUUUUAUAAAUAUAAAUAGCACUAUUUAAAAUGUAACCUUUGAUCUUUUAAUCUUCGUUUAUUCUCUCACAUACAUUUGCUUUUUUUUUUUUUGUCCUAGGUUAUAUUCCUUAUUGGCAAUAAGUGUGAUUUGGAUGCUCAAAGAGAUGUAACUUAUGAAGAGGCCAAGCAAUUUGCUGAAGAGAAUGGUUAGUUGCCAUUUUUUAAACUAACAAUAAUGUGAAGAUUUUGUUUUCAUUUACUUUGCAUAAAUCAUAACACGGUGAAUCUAAGCAAAUAUAAUUUUCAUGUCUUCAAAAAAAUUUUGUACCAAGCAUCUGGAUGUGAAAUAGGUGUGGAGGGAUUUCAAAUCUCUUAUGCUAUUAUUAUACAACUAGGCGACCCGCGGCAUAGCAUACACCGCAAGCUUGUUGGGGUGUGCGCAUGGCUGGCAAGGGAGUUUGGUUAUAGCCCGCCAAACAUUGGUGACAGCAAUGCGUGAACAUCCCAUCUACUAAAGUCUAAAGCUACUUGACAAAAACGUGGAAUCAAGUUGCGCACAUUUAAGAAAGCCAAUUUUGUGCCCCUCCCCGUCACUGCACACUUUUUAUUUCACGCCCAUGAACUAUAGAAAUAUAGCCGACCCCCGGCUUAGCAUACGAUGACGCAGGCUUGUUGGGGUGAGCGUAUUGUUGAGGAGAGUGUAUGACUACGUUUCCGUCACUGAGAACAACAGAGAGCACGAAGUUAUCACAAUGUUGUGAAACAAAGUUUACAGCCAGCUAGCGAAGUUGAGGAGCAACAGUUUCGUCAAUGAUCUUUUUCCAGAAAUAUGCAACCCAUAGAAAAUAGAAACAAGCAGUUGCCUGAUGCAGGAAUUGGUAUAACUGUGAAUGAAGCGUUGUUUCCAUGAAAUAUACGCGAAGCGGUGGCCUUGUUUGCAAAUAUAAAUAUAGCCGGACCCCCCCUUUUUCAUCAUACCUCACGUCAACCUUUUUAUUUCACGCCGACCCGCGGCUUAGCAUACACCGCAAGCUGGCUGGCAAGCAAGAGUGGCAAGGGAAGGGAGGUGAGGGUUUGCCUGCAUCUUGCUUGAUCUGGCGUAUCUAUAUAUAGCCUGCGUCUUGGUCUUGUUGUUUGCCCUACUUUCUGGCGAAUUAUAUAUAUAGAUUCUGUGACCUUUGUUUUUAAAGUACACCUAAUUAUGCCAUUUUCACUUAACUUAUGUUUACAUUGAAGCAAGAAUAGUGGAAACUACCAAUGGGUAACAUAACUUUGUCAUUUGCAUAUUUUUUUAUAUUCUUAUUCUAACAGGUUUGAUGUUUUUGGAAUGCAGUGCAAAAACGUGAGUCUUGUCCAGCCAAAACUUACACAUUUAAAUGUCAUAUUACCCUGGGUAUUGAAAAAUGUGUACAAUAACUUAAACAUUCACUAUGAAAGAAAUAGUUUCCCUUUAUUUAUUCAGUAAUGUUUAAAAUAUUUUUUCUAAAUCAUCAAAUUAGUGAUGCUUUCACUCUGAAAAUAUAUAUAUAUAUAUAUAUAUAUAUAUAUAUAUAUNAUAUAUAUAUAUAUAUAUAUAUAUAUAUAUUCUGCACUUUUAAAUGUUAUUUCAAAUAAUUUUAACAAAAAGAUCUUAAAAUAUAAAAUAAAAUUAAUUUUAAUUAUCAAUAGUAAAUAUCAUUAGUAUUUUUUCUUGUGACUAUAGUUAUCUUUGAAUUUUUAGGGGUGAAAAUGUUGAAGAUGCCUUUCUGGAUACUGCCAAGAAAAUUUACCAAAACAUUCAAGAUGGCAGGUAAUUUGUGUUUUUUUUUUAGAAAUUGAUUCCAUAUUUGGAAUCUCUUAUGUAUAUUCUGCUUCAUCUUCAAACAUCCCCACCCCCUCCCAGCUGCAUGUUUUAUAUUAUUAGCACUGACUGAAAAAGGGGCGGUCACGCAGCAAGCUUUAUGCUGAAGUCUGAACUCAGGUAAUUAGGUUGAUUUUUUUUUCUUUAGAAAGGAAUUCAAUAUUUUUGGAAGGUAUUGUUAUUUUUGUUAUAAAAUGAAUGACAUUAUCUUCUCUGGCGACAGGGUUUUGUACGUUAUCUCCAUUCCAGGAUCCGGCAACUGCCUGUUCCUAUCAGUGGGUUAUUUCUUGACACAAAUGGUUGACAGCGGCAAUGCACUCUCACUGCAACAAAGGGCAGUAGAGUUCGUUGCAUAUUAUAGAAAAUGAGAAGUUAACUCAUUUUUGUAACACUUGGACCGUUCGGCUAUUUUGAGAAAAUACCCAGUUUAACAAAAACUGCACCCGGUUAAGCUCUAGUUUAAAUUAACCUGGCUAAUUUGAUUUUUGUACAAUCCUUUAUGUUCACUUCAUCCACAUUUUAUACUGACAUAAGAGCUAUUUUGACAUGACUCACUCUAUUUCAUCAAACGUACACAUCAAAGGUUACUUUGUAUAUACAUUAUUCCACCUUGCAUUAAUGUUAAUAUCAAUGCAUUGCUUAGAUUUUUCUAUCAAAUACACUACAUGUAAAAUGAAGUAAACUAUAUCAGAAGUAUGUCACAGAAGUAAAUCAGACUUUAAUUACUAAGCACCAAAUAAAGAAAUCCAGACUUGUAGUGUGACUUGUCACAUCUUUGGAGGUGAAAUAUGUUAUAUCAAAAUGUUAUUAACCCUUACGGUACUGACCUACUUUUUGCUAUUUAUAGCCUCAGGACCAGCAAUCAUUUUGCUUAUUAUUCCCUGUGGCCCAGGGAAUAUUUUGGAAUUAGCCAAAAUUUGAUAGGUGUGCACAUUUAUUUGUAACUUUUUUGUUUUAAACAAUUGAUAAAAUCAUGUAGAGAAUUCUAUCGGCAUCCUUCCGUCUCGUGAGACGAUUGUGCAUCACCGUUGGGUUGGGUUGCAUUUUCUCGAGUGGCUGUGCAGUCCUAUCCUUGAGUGACAGUCUUUACCACAGUUUUUACACACGAGUUCUGUGCUUCCAAAUGUUUUGGCCUUUCUCCUAGUUGCAGCCUCUUCCAUUCUUCGCUCCUCGGCUACCAUGACGCCCUCUUUGACAACUGUGCGCCACGUAGAUCGGUCUUUUGCCUUACACUCCCAGUCACUUGUAUGUAUUUUGGCUGCUUUCAUGUCCCUUUGACAGACAUCUUUAAAUCGCAGACGUGGGCGACCUGUUUUCCUCUUUCUAGCAGCAAGUUCACCAUAUAGGAGGUCUUUCGGAAUGCGGCCGGGACUCAUUCUUUUAACAUGACCUAGCCAUCUCAGGGGUCUUUCACUAAGGAUUGUGAACAUGCUUUGGGUAUUCGCACGCAUUAGGACCUCACUAUUAGUCACUUUUUCUUGCCAUUUAAUACCAAGGAUGCGACGCAGGCAUCUCAUAUGGAAGCUAUUAAACUUGCGCUCUUGGGAUGUAUAGGUGGUCCAAGUCUCGCUCCCGUAUAGUAGUGUACUGAUGACACAAGCUCGAUAGACGCACAGUUUGGUUUUCUCCGUUAGCUUGGUGUUUUGCCAGACCCGUUUAUUUAGUUUAGCCAUUGUGGCAGCUGCCUUGCCGAUUCUGCUGUUAAUUUCUUCUUCAAUGGACAGUGUAUUGGAGACCUUGGACCCCAAGUAGGUGAAGCUGUCCACAACCUCCAAGUUUUCAUUAUCGAUUUUUAUGUUAGGUAGAGGUCGAGUGUCUUGGGCCAUGAUGUUUGUCUUUUUCAAGCUGAUUUGCAGACCAAAUUCUUUGCAGGCAUUGGAGAAGCUUGACACGAGUUGUUGCAACCCAAUUUCUGUGUGUGCUGUUAGUGCCGCAUCAUCCGCAAAUAGUAGCUCGCGAAUUAGGACAUCUGUCGUUUUGGUCUUGGCUCGGAGGCGGGCAGUGUUGAAAAGUCCUCCAUCAGCUCUGGUGUGUAACCAGAUUCCCUCACUGCUAUCCUUGAAUGCGUAUCGAAGUAGUACAGAGAAGAAUAUUGCGAAAAGUGUUGGUGCGAGUACACAACCUUGUUUAACUCCGCUGCUGACUGGAAAGGCUUCUGACUUGGCUCCAUCAAACUGCACUGUACCCUGCAUAUUUUCAUGGAACUCUCUGAUGAUGGCAAGUAGGUGAGGGGGACAGCCGAUUUUUGCCAGUAUUUUGAAUAGCCCGUUGCGACUGACGUAAUCAAAGGCUUUUGUAAGGUCCACAAAGGCAAUGUACAGUGGCAUCUGCUGCUCUCUGCAUUUUUCCUGGAGCUGUCGUAUGGAGAACACCAUGUCUAUGGUAGACCGCCCAGACCGGAAACCGCACUGAGAUUCUGGAUAGACACGGGAUGCUAGACUCUGUAAACGUGUUAGUAUGACACGGGCAAAGGCCUUUCCUACAAUACUAAGGAGUGAAAUGCCGCGAUAAUUAUUGCAAUCACUCCUAUCACCUUUGUUUUUAUAUAGUGUCACUAUAUUUGCAUCCUUUAGGUCUUGGGGGAUGUAGCCCUGUUCCCAGCAGAGGGACAGAAUCUCGUGCAAUGGUUGGAGUAAAGCUAUCUUACCACUCUUUAGAGCCUCUGGUGGUAUUCCAUCAUCCCCAGGCGCUUUUCCACAAGCUAGACUAUCAAUAGCUUUGCUCAGCUCUUCCUGUGAGGGCACGACAUCAAGUUCUUCCAUGAGUGGCAUAUCUGGUAUGUCAUCUAGAGCGGUGCUGGAGACUGUGGUAACUGUUGAAUACAAUUCCAGAUAAUGCUCAACCCACCAUUUUAGCUGUGCUGCCCGGUCUUGGAUAAUUUCUCCAUUUUUGGACUUUAGAGGAGAAACUUUGGACGUCAAGGGGCCGGUUGCCUUUUUGAUGUUUUCGUACAUUGCUUUUGCAUUGCCCAUAUCUGCAGCUGACUGUAUGCUGGAACAGAGGUUAAGCCAGUAGGUAUUGGCGCAAUUACGUGCAACCUUUUGGGCAAGUGACUUGGCUGUUUUUAAGGCAUGCAACCUGUCGGGUGUAGGCUUUUCCUUGUAAGCCGUAAGAGCUUUCCUUUUGGCUUCAGUGACAGGUUUCAUCUCGUCCCAAUGUUCAUCAAACCAGUCCGUGUUUUUGUGAGAUUUUUUGCCAAAGGCCUGUAUUGCGGAUGUAUAGAUUGUGUCUCUGAGAUGCGUCCAUUUCGAGUCAAUGGUGAUGCAUGGGGACAUCCUUGAGAUACCUUCCUUCACCUUGUCUGUGAACAGCUGCAGAAGGUAUUGAUACGUGGACAUCCCUUUUUCUUGGAGUGGUACGAGUUUUUCCUCAUUAUUCGUACCUUGCUGGCGACAAGGGAGUGAUCCGUGUCACAGUCGGCAAAUAAAAAAAGAAAAUUGAUUAUACACAAAAAAUUUUAAUGCAAUGAAAAUCAGAAAAUAUAAAUCAGCCAAUAACAAUCAAACAAUGGCUUAUUUCUUUUGUUUUUUACUUCCACUGGCUUCUGUCUCCUCUCCUUUAUCAUUGGCAUAUGAUUCAUUUGCAUAGGCUCCAAGUUUUUCAUUUCGGGCAGCCGCUUUAAAGUCUUUGAUUUCAUAAUAUAUUUUAAAAAAACAUUGUGGGUAGCAUAGAGGUACUUGACAAUCAGGACACCAAUGGGAAGUCUGGAUUCUCUUAAGUCCCUUUCGGGUUUUUUUUGGUGCAAAUUGCAGACACUCUGCCCAUGUUUUCUCUUGGAUGAUUCACCACUAGGGGGAAUAUAGUUGGAGAAGUGCCUUUCUACUAAGGGUGCUGGAGUUUCAUCACCACCUUCAGCAGAUUGCCUUCUUUGUACCACUCUCAUGUUUACAGUGGUUGCUAAAGCCUUGACAAGCUGUAUUCUAAACUCUGCAUGAGAGAGUUUCCUUUUAUCUGAAGAGAAUUUUUCUACAAAAUGUAGGCAUUGACUACACAAAUGUCCAUUAGGAACAGAGCCAGUUUCCGCCACAAUUUUAAACUUUUUCUAGUAAUUUCAUAGUAUUGAGAAAUUUGGUCAAGUAAAUCAACUCCACCCAUUUUGCUGCAGUAAUCAAUUAUUGCAUCUGGCUUUAUUUUAUCUGGCCUGUUCAGCCUUUUCAUUAUUUUGCCAGUAUCAGAAUGAAUGGUGCUCAACAUGUGGACCGUUCUCUUGUCCUGAAAUUUACGGCAAGCAAAUGAUCUUUUUUCCUUGUAAUAAUUUGCUGCUCUUUAAGCUUAGCCUGACUAAAUAUCUUUGGAAGCCCUUUUCGGUUGCUCCUUACUGUGCCACAGGCAUAGGUAUCUUUUGUUGCCAAAAUUGAUACAUUGGUACAGAUGAAUAAUAGUUGUCCAUAUAAACAUGGUGUCCUUUUCCAAGACAACCACAAAAAUUGAUCCGCCCAACUACUAUUUUUUCAGUGGCUGUAGCUGCUGCACCCAGACCAGCAUCACUAGCAUAAUCAUCAAGGAAUGUUGCUUGAGCAGAAUAAAUCAGUGGUUGUUGCUGCUGCACCCAGACCAGCAUCACUAGCAUAAUCAUCAAGGAAUGUUGCUUGAGCAGAAUAAAUCAGUGGUUGUAGCUGCUGCACCCAGACCAGCAUCACUAGCAUAAUCAUCAAGGAAUGUUGCUUGAGCAGAAUAAAUCAGUGGCUGUAGCUGCUGCACCCAGACCAGCAUCACUAGCAUAAUCAUCAAGGAAUGUUGCUUGAGCAGAAUAAAUCAGUGGUUGUAGCUGCUGCACCCAGACAGCAUCACUAGCAUAAUCAUCAAGGAAUGAUGCUUGAGCAGAAUAAAGGUCAAACCCCAGACAGUAACCUGAAUUGGAUUCGCACAAAGUAUAUAACUUGAUGCCGAACUUAUUAGACUUGUUUGGAUUAUAGACUUUGAAUGACAAACGGCCUUUGAAUGGACAGAUAGCUUCAUCUAUGGCCAAGUCUUGAUCUGGAGAAUAAACAGCUUUAAUUCUUUCCAAACAGAGAUUCAUCAAGGGCCUAAUUUGGAACAAUUUGUCUCUCUCCUCACUUGACUGUUCAUACUCUGCCUCAAUGUCUGACAAGUGGAAAUUGGACAAAAUGACAAAAAAAUGAUUUCUUUGCAUUACAGUUGAAAACCAUGGUGUCUCGGUUGGUCCCCCUGAACACCAGUAGUCUUUUAGGGAAGUUUUUACCACUAGCCCCAUACAUAAUAAAACUGAAAAAAAUGUCUUGAUUUCUUCUUUGGUAACGGGUGUCCAGUCUUCAAGAAACUUACUUUCCCCUUUAUCAGAUGCCAUUGCCUUUACUUCAGCAUACUGAUUUGUUUUGCUGACAAUAAGGUCCCAAAAAUUUUCAUCAAUAAAUAAAGAAAAGAAAUCAAAAGGGGUUAAUGUUAUGUUUAUAGGGGCUAACAGUUGAGAUUGCCCACUGUAAGGAGUUUUAGGAGCCAUGGGGGCCUCUUUGCUCCAUCCCUCCAGUCGAUCUACAUCAACAUCUACAUUCGCACUAGGUCUAAAAUUUGUCAAACAUACAGGCUCCUGUAGGCGUACAUUUUGAGCUGUAGUAGGCCUAUUUCCUUCAACAAUUUCACCCCCCUCUUCCUCAUCAGCAUCAGAAUCAUCUAAUUCCAAUUAAAGGUAAAUAAUAGAAAUAGUUUCAUCAAGUUGUAAGUCAUCAUCAAAACUAGCGCUAGGUACCGCCAUUGCAACAGCAAAUAUAGAUCCGCACAAAAAACUCAGUUAUUGGUCGAUUUUCAUAAUUUAAAAAGCAAAAUAAAAUUCGACUAUUCCCCUAACCAAUAAACAUUCUGCCCGAGACUGCUGUGAAAGGUUAUAUCCUCGUUUCUGUGUUUAUAUUAGUCACCCCUCUAUGUGGCAUAUAGACGCACUUGGGCCAUGGAAAAAAAUGAGCUGGUGAAAAAAGACGCGCCAGGUACUGUAAGAGCUAAACUAUCCUAACCUACCCGCCCCAUUCAAUGUGUGGUAUAAUAAAAGUCACUGCUCUGUCAGCUUCAUUGUGAGGCUCAAUGUGUCCAAACUUACAGGAUACACUAGGAGAGCCUAAUGUAAACAGAUGUGAUGUAACAGGUCACAAAACACUGAUUGAUUAAAAUGGCUAUUUGUAAUAAACUAAGAUAAAAUUUAAUUGAUUCUUAUCUGAUUGAUGUUUUCACACAAAACUCAUAUUAUUGAUGGAAACAAAAUGAAUACAAAAGCUACAUUGCUGUGUAUCUUUUUUUCUUUCCCUCAGUUUGGACUUGAAUGCUGCUGAGUCUGGAGUCCAGCACAAGCCUGCCACACCUCGCAAUCCAAUCAAUACUGAUCAACCCCCUAACAAAGAAGGAUGCGCCUGCUAGAAUAAAAGCGUCUUCACUUACCCAUCAUCCACAUCCACCACCACCACUUAUCACAGUUGUGAUUGUCCUUUGUUCCCCCCACAUCUCAUCAUCAUGGUUGCUUGGAAGUGGUUUUUACUGUCAUUGUAUCUAGUAUGGAAUGCUGUCAAUGUAAGUUGUGGUGUGAAAGACCAAUGUAUACUACUUUAUGUUUAAGUGGCUGUGCUUUGACAAAUUUUGAUUCAGUGAAGGAUUGAAUUUCAAACAAAACAUAUUUAUUAUUACAAUAAUUAUUGUUGCAUUGCUGUUGGUGUGCUUGAAGAGUGUUUAAAGCUGAUGUACUGUCUUUUAUCCCUACAUCUUCACUAAACCAAUGACUCCUUGUUCAAUUAUUUCUAACUUACCUAUGUAAACUUACACAUACAAAAAUUAAAAUGCUUUAAGCAUUACAACACAAUACAUAAUUUUUCAGUCUGUCCAAAAUUGACCUAGCAUUAGUAAGCUAUUAUGGGGUUGUAAUAGUCUGGUGUACAAGUUGACAUUUGAAUGCAUGUUUACAUUUUCAUGACAUCAAUCAUCCAUUAUAGAAAUGGCUGUACAAAAAAUGUUCAUUGCCUGCCCCUAGCUGUCACAUGUAUAUGAAGAAGAGAGAAAAAUAAAUGUACAUUAUCCAAGUCUACUAAAAAAAAAUGAAGCCUGGAGUGGUUUAUUAUCAUUGACUUAUAGUGGGGCAGUAGUAAAGUAUUGCGUUUAAUUCUGUUAAGGGGAAAAAACAUUGAAUGCAAUGUUUUUCCUAUCACUUUUAGAUAGCUUUAAUGUGUCAAUUAUUAUCAGAGGUGGGAAGUGCCUGUACAUGACAGUGACACAAAGACUUGAUCAUUUGAAAAAAGAUGAGUUUUAAAAGAAACAGAUUGGAACCACAGAAAUUUUAACACAAAUUUGUAAUGUUACAUUCCCGUAUCAUAUAAUUAAAAGUCAUUUUUCUUGAAUCACUGCAACUGAAGUUUUUUUGUUUUAAUAAGUCUAUUUCCCAACUGCUUGUCCCAUCAACCGGCACACUAGAACAUGUUUUGUGCAGUAACAAUUAUAGUGUUAUCUCGCUCUUAUUUCAUUCCUAAAUGUUUCACUUUAGAAAAAUUAUUUUUUUUUAAACAAACACUUUUUGCAAUUGUGUGUUGGUCUACCUGCAGCAUAGACCUCGGUAGAACUGGGCCUGGUUGUAUCAGUGACAGGUUAGCUGGUAAGUCUUUGGUAUGUUGAGACAGAAGAUAGAACCAAGCUGACCCUAAAGAUCUUGGUAUAUUGAGACUGUGAAUAGACAAAGCUGAAAGAUCUUGGUAUGCUGAGACUGUCAAUUGAACCAAGCUGACUAAAGAUAUGUUUUUUUUAAAUUUCAAUCAAUUGAAUUGAUGAAUUUAUUUAAUUGUUUUGUUUCCACUGGGAGAGCCAAUGUCUUGUGUAUUUGUUUCUCCUUGGCUUACAUGAGAUUCAUGGACCAUUUGAUCAGAUCAUUUGUGUUGACAAAAAAUUGACAUUGUCUUGUAUUGCAAUUUUCUUGUGACUGUUUUAACUUUAUUUCAAAUGUUGCUUGGCAACAGGGUCUGUUAGUAUAACUCUUUGAUUUUUUAAUAGUGUUAAACUUGGGGAGGAAAGCUCUGUAUGUUUUGUUGUCCAAUGUUAUUUUGUACCUUUAAAGGAUUUGUCAUUUAUCUUCAAUGGAAGCUUUUGAGAUGCACAUACCAGUACUGUUUAUAAUAUUUUAAAAAAAAAAAACUUAAAAAAAAAAAAGUUGUGAUUGAGAAAAAUAAAUGAUCACUGGUGACUUGUAUAUAUAUAUAUUACACUUUAAACUUGGGGAGGAAAGCUUUGUAUUUUUUGUUGUCCAAUGUUAUUUUGUACCUUUAAAGGAUUUGUCAUUUAUCUUAAAUGGAAGCUUUUGAGAUGCACAUAACAAUACUGUUUAUAAUAUUUAAAAAAAAAAAAACUUAAAAAAAAAAAAGUUGUGAUUGAGAAAAAUAAAUGAUCACUGGUGACUUGUAUAUAUAUAUAUUACACACAUAUGUAAUAUGUAACAUACAUGAAGAAUUUGGAUCAGUGCAAUUUUGAACGGUUAUGUUUUCAUUUCUUAUCAGAGCCAUUUGUUGUGUGUGGUGUUGAUAUUCUUGGGAUUUUUCCAUCAUGAGUCAAAACAGAAAAGCUUAUUAAAAUCAAUCAGUUUUACGAUUAGAAGUUGAACAUUCAAAUGCCUAGAAUUGAAACUAAGCUUCUGUCUGGAGUCAUAAAACUAGAGACAAGUUAGGUAAUGGAUGAAAAAUUGCCCUUGAGCAACAAUCACUAACAUUAAUAACAAAAGAUAUAGUUUAAGCAUUCAAUAACUAGAAUUAGAACAAUCAGCUAUCAAUGACUACCUAAAAAGUUUUCUUGAAACAAGAGUAAUCUAAAGGCCUGCUCUUCAGGUAGGUUUUCUUCAUUGUCACCAUAUUAUUUUGUUUCUCAACAUGAAAACAAAAUAAAAAUUGAUUAAUGCACAACUCAAAAAUCCUCCUAACGCUAAACUGAAAGUAUAAAAGUAUAUACAAAAUUAAAUGAGCCAAGUUAUGAGCAGAAUGACCCUCAUGUUUUUUUUAGUUGCUCGUUAGAGUUGAACGUUGAUACAAGCAAGUUGUCUGGUAAUUUUGUAAUGAAAUAUUUCAUUGUAGCUAUGGUAGUUAACACAUUGAUAAAGAAAAUAUAUUUAAUCUAAUACAUACAAUGAUUUGGUCUGAAUAUUGUCAAUCGGUUGGGAAUGAACAGAUCUUAUUAACAAGCACCCUGUUCUGCUUAUUUACAUCCAAUUCAUACAAGUUGAAUGCAUCUCUUUUCUGUGGAAAUUUUGAAAUUUGGUUUAGUUUUAUUUAUAAAUGCAAUGUACGUGAAAUAAAGAUCAGGGUAGAGGGGGGUUAUAAAACUCUUGAAUCAGUUCUCUUUCUCUUUAAAAAUUGUAGCUGAAAACUAGAUCAUGGGAUUUUUUUAAAAGUUAGCUCUUAAGAAUAUAUUUUUUUUUGUAAGUAGAAGUUUUGGUACCACUGCAUCCCUAAUGCAGUGGGGGAGGCAGUAGAAAAUCUGUUAUGAUGCCAGUACCGGUAGUAAUAGUAGUAAGGCAUGUGUCGUCAUCACUUUAUGUGAAAGAUUUGUGUAUCCGCCAUUGAAAUUUUACUAUUAAAAUUUUAAUUUCUUAUUUUGUAAUGAUGUAAAUGGGAACAUUUGAUUUCUUUGUUGUAUAUUUCCUUGAAGUAUUUUAUAGUUUUUUUCUUUAGCUGUAUCUUGAACAAAUUCUGAUAGUUGUUGCCAUUUUAUUGUUUGAUUUGUUUCAGUUACACUUGGUGUAUGAUAAUAAUAACCUUGGUAUUGUGUGGUAAUGGUAUCAGACAUCCUGUAUCCGGGUACCCCUCUCACCAUGCGGACCACAUAAACUGUCAAUAUAUAAUAUAUUUGAUAACUGGUAGUUUUUCAUUUAACUUACCUUUAUUCAAAAUUAUCAGAACCAAUUAAAGAGAAAAUUCAAAGGAAGACCAUUUAAAGAUGUAUUCUGGAAUUUUGUUGUUGUAUUGUUUUAAGUUUGAAAGACAGGUACAGGAACAUACACAUGAAUACAGGAACAUACAUGUGGAGGUUUUGAUUCAAUUUCAAAAGUGUUGGUUUUACUCUUAAAUGGCUUAUAAUUUGUUUUGUUUUUUCAAUACUUGUCACAAUUUAAAGUCACUGAGAUGAAUACCCACAUGCAACAAUAGGAUGUCUCAGAUCUAAGUACCCAUACUGGGAUCAGAUUUUGUGAACUUGAUGGUUAUUACUUUCUUUAAAGUUGGGAUUCCCAACCUGUUACUCUUGCUACUGGCUGCCCCAGGGUUCAAGAAGGCAUUUCAGAGGAUGUCAAGAAAAAUUAUUGUAAAAAGAUAGCAGCCAUUGAUAUUUAAAAAAUUAAAACAUUUGACCUGGCAGCUGUGUGUUCAAGGGAAUCAACAUCUUUAGAAUUAGAUGACAUAAACUAAUGGGCUGGAGUUGAAACCCCUGAGAUAACCAGAGAAAUGAAGCAACACCUGCACUCCAGAUAAAUGGGACUCUUUAUUCUUGGAAGGUCACACAUCUAAGUGAAAGAAAACUGAUUUCAAACCACAGCUACAACAUUCCCAGCAAGCUGAUUUUAGAAACAAUGUUUUAGAGACCCAAGGAGGAAAAACUGAUGUAUCUCCAACCAUAUGUAGAUCACAAAAUGCACCUUCCUGUGAUGCCUUCCACUUCCAGGUACUAGGUGACAGAAUAUCAACAUCAGUAAUUGAAGAGAAACCAUUCAUGGCAAGUGGGAGGUGAUCUUUUACAAAACUAGGAUUGUCUUGAUACCACAAUGCUAAAGCAUGAUUUCAUUGGCAGUCUCGUUAUAAUCAAACACUGAAACACAUAAAACCAGGAUAUUCAAUUUUUGUAGGAUUAUAAUUAUUUUUAUUGAUUGAACUACAUGACUUAAAUUUCUUCCAGAAAAAAUGCAUACUUGUGUGGAUUUAAAACAAAAUGAGGAAAAAAUAGUUUUAUUUUUUGUAUUGAAAUUGAAUGUGCUUUUAGCUCUGGGGAAAAACAUCACAUUUUAUUGUGCCUGCCUUGUCUUAUUCUUGUAAAGCUAAAUAAGAAAUAUUUCUAUUUAAAUGAAUUUAAAAAUAUUGAAUUAUAACCUUUGAAAACUUGAAAUAAGUUUCCCUUCAAAAUUCAGAAUUUCCUGUCUUACACUACCAUCCCCCUUUUUUUUUAAAUCUCCAACUGUCAUUUAGUAGCUUAAGCAUUAGGACAACAUAGUUGUGUCAUAUCAUAGGAUAUUAUUUUUUGUGUGUCUUGACAAUGUAAUUUGAUGACCUUAACAAGAAGUGGUUUAAAAUAAAAAUUUAAAUAUUAUAAAUAUUGAAGAGCCAAAUUGCAGUACAGAUGAAUUUUAGAGAUUUAUAGUUAUAGAAUGAAUUCUCCUUAAACUUAGUCAUUGGCUGUUUCUGAGCUGUCUGGGGCCCCAUUUAAGUACUUUAUACUUGCCAUUGAAAGGCUAAUUUUAAAUAUAUGUUUUGUUUCACAUGCCGAGAUUAUCACUAUACACAGACACUUUUUAACUAUGACAGAUAAUUUUUUAUGAAACAUAAAAAAAAAUUAGAGUAAUUUUAAUUAAUGUAUAUAGGACAAUCAUAUUGAAAUUGAACACUGAGUUAGAAAUAGGUAAAUAGAUCUUUAAGGUAAUACUGCAAUGUGAAAUUUAUUGAAAAGCCUCUUUCUUUAUAUAUUUACAAUGCUUUUGCUGUCUCCUUAUUGACAUCUUAUUAUUUUUCAAAGAAACAUAUAGGAAAUCUAAGUUAAAGGUACAUUUAACACACAAUGAAUUUUAGAUUUUAAAAACAGUUUUACAGAUAUUUUAUGUGAUAAUUUAUUAUAUUGAGACAUUUGAUAGCUUGAAUUGUAAAAUAAAACUACUUUGUUAAAUAAAAGUCUGCUGUAAGUUAUUAAUCCUACGAUUUUGUGUAUAAAUAAAUGAACCUCAGCAAAUGACCAUGUUAAAACCCUUUUAAAAAAUGACAAAAGAAUUUUUAAAGAUUUCAUUGAUUUAAAAUAAUCUGCCAAAUAUUUAGAUAUAUUAUUUUGAAUUACUUUAGAGUGAAAUCUAACUGUUUCACUAACCCUUGUAAAUUUUGCUUUGUACGUUGACAUCAAAUUUUGUUACGCCCUUCUGUACAUUUAGAAAAAUCAUUCAUUGACAUAUAAAUAAUAUACUUAAUACAAUACAAACAUGUUAAACUUAGGGUUGCCAGAUCUUAUGCUUUUCCAGGAAGUUUUG